Aspergillus campestris IBT 28561 is the source of this 810-nucleotide messenger RNA. RefSeq names its product MutT/nudix family protein. Gene Ontology annotation, cellular component: nucleus; cytosol. Gene Ontology annotation, biological process: nucleoside phosphate metabolic process; ribose phosphate metabolic process. The record is from RefSeq and is a predicted model, not a curated record. Gene Ontology annotation, molecular function: ADP-ribose diphosphatase activity. The transcript is spliced from 5 exons. NCBI's taxonomy places the organism in Eukaryota, Fungi, Ascomycota, Eurotiomycetes, Eurotiales, Aspergillaceae. Bases 151 to 774 code for a protein of 207 amino acids.
UCUGGCCAACGUGGUUCUGUCCUUGUACGUCACCGGUGUUAAGCUACAGGGCGUCGCAUCCUUAAUACUCCAUUCUUAUAAUUCAACUCAACUCCCUUCGUCUCAUCCCCAGCUUGAUAAUCAAGCCGUUAUCGUAACGGGAUUUUAACCAUGUCGACGCCAAAAUACGCCCAGUCAAAGGUCAUCUCCAGGGGCCCAUUGGACCCCAGCGAAGCUAGAUGGGCUAGGUUGAUCAAGACCACUUACUGUGACCCCAAUGGAGUGGAGAGGACGUGGGAGUCGGCGGAGCGAAAGACCCGGCCCGCCAACUGUGAGAUCGAUGGCGUUGGCAUCGUGACCAUCUUGAAUCAUUCGACCGGUCCAGAGCUCCUCUUGCAGAAGCAAUACCGUCCUCCCAUCGAUAAGGUGGUCAUUGAGGUCCCUGCGGGUCUGAUCGAUGCAGGAGAGACGGUUGAAGAAUGCGCAGUUCGCGAACUCAAGGAGGAGACGGGGUACGUGGGUGUCGCUGAGCAGACCAGCAGUGUGAUGUACAAUGACCCCGGCUUCUGUAACACCAGCCUGAACAUGGUCCACGUACGAGUCGACAUGUCCCUGCCUGAGAACCAGGACCCGAAGCCGCAGCUCGAAGACAACGAGUUCAUCGAGUGCUUCACGGUCCCGCUCACGUCGCUUUUUGACGAGAUGAAGAAGCUCGAGGACGAGGGGUACGCCAUCGAUGCCCGCGUGGGCACGAUAGCCGAGGGCAUUGAGCUGGCAAAGAGACUGAAGCUCUAGUAAACCGGCCCCUCCGUUCCAUUACAUGUCUAUAGA